AUGUUAGUGGAACAAUUAAGCACCGUCGAUAACUCAAUAGUUAUUGGAUCUGUUGCGUUACUCACCUGCGUGGUGUUUAUAAUUGUUGCGGUUUUAAAUUCCGUUGACCGGGGAGAAAAUGACAACCUAAAUUCAGGUGAAAAUAUUAAAAAUGAACCGGAAGUGAUUACGCAGCAGCCAACGACAAUUCCAACUGAUGACUGCUGUUUAUUCUUUCAUCCUAGCGGGACAUCUAAUUUUGUCUAUUGCGGAGAUUGUGGUUGUUCUGGUGGAGACUGUUGUUGCACCGGUUGCGAAUGCUGCGCGGGUUGUGACGCUUGCACUGGAUGCGAUUUGUGUAUCGGCUGUGAUGGCCUUUUUGGUUGCGGCGGCUGCUUGGAGGCCUGCUGCAGUGGCGGUUGUGAAGCUUGUACCCCUGAAUUAUGUUGUGUUGGUGUGUGA
Cotesia congregata is the source of this 441-nucleotide messenger RNA. The record is from the annotation of a GenBank genome assembly. NCBI's taxonomy places the organism in Eukaryota, Metazoa, Arthropoda, Insecta, Hymenoptera, Braconidae.